Messenger RNA from Diachasma alloeum, 1648 nucleotides. RefSeq names its product venom acid phosphatase Acph-1. Lineage: Eukaryota; Metazoa; Arthropoda; Insecta; Hymenoptera; Braconidae. Gene Ontology annotation, molecular function: phosphatase activity. The record is from RefSeq and is a predicted model, not a curated record. The coding region runs from base 60 to 1352 and encodes 430 amino acids. Gene Ontology annotation, biological process: dephosphorylation. The transcript has 4 exons.
UCUCACAAGUUCCCACUCAGUCUUCUUCAACUCCUCCUAAAGCUCGCUAGUUUUGUACGAUGAAGUUCAAUUACGUAUGGACAAUAUUUUGUUUUAUCUUACAUUCAAAGUUCUCCAGUGCAGAACUUGUUCUAGUUCAAGUUCUCGCGCAUCACACAGAGAGUACUCCCAGCGAAAUCAGGGGGUAUUUUCCGAAGAUCCCUCAAAUCGAUCUUUCCUGGAUGCCAGCGGGAGUCGACCAGUUGACGAGUAAAGGAAAACAGAACGCUGUGAGAGUAGGACGAAAUUUGCGUAUGAAUUAUGGCGGAUUAUUUUCACCCCAGCAGAAAUUUUCGUUACAAUUGCCGAGUGACACAACUUAUUUCCGAGCAGCGGAUCUUUCGCCGUCAAAACAAACAGCCCAACUAAUAGCACUCGGAAUGCUCGCAGUGAAUCCCCUCAUCGACGAAACAUUCUUCUUGUCGUCCGGCUUAGUACUUAACUCAAUGCCCAACAUCGAAAUGGAUCUCCAUGUAAAAGUGCGGACUGAGGAUACGCUAUUCUUCAGCUGGUUAAAUUGUCCAUGGUAUAAAAAAGAGUUUCUCGAAAGAGAAACCAAGGAAAUUUCAAUGAUGAAACAAAAAGAUGUAUCGAAAGCAAGUUUCAAGGAUCUGUCGGAUUAUACAGGGACUCAAUUCAACAGUACCAUUCAGGGUUGCCUGCUGUAUAACUAUCUUCGUGCAAAGGCGAAUAUUGGCCUUUCCUCAGAGACCAGGGAGGAACUAUUUGUAAAUGGAUCUUUGAAGCAUCUCGUUCUUCUGGGGAAUAAGCUCCUGACCGACUCGGAUAGUAUGAAGCGCCUGACUGGAGGUACCCACAUCCAACAAUUCUUGAACAAUGUUGACAAUUACGUGAAGGGUAAUAGGCAAAGGAGAGUAUUUGUCUACGUGGGAAGUGAUGUCCACCUAACCGGACUUCUAGCUGCUCUGCAGGUUUAUGACUUCCAGCAUAUUCCUAAUUACGGCAGUUUUGUCACAUUGGAGUUGCACAGGAUAUGGGAUGAAUUUUAUGUCAAGGUGUUGUACAACAAUGGCACACCUCUGGUAAAAGCAUCUGUUCAGCUGACUAUUCCUGGAUGUGAAACGACUUGUCGACUAUCACAAUUCCAAAGCAUUUUGAAGAGAUCUACAUUCGAAAAUUUCCGUAAAGACUGCAGGGAUCAGUCUAAUUCUGGCACAUCAGCUAAUAAUGGCAACAGACGUAGCGGCGAUGGUUCCCGCCCAUGGAAGAACAGGGGCCGCAGACCGUCUAACAGUAGGGGUAAGGGUAGGGGUGUUAGACCCAAUCGACGAAAUGAUUGGGAAAUCAUUUGAGAAAUUUUAGGAAACCAUUUUCACAAUUUAUGAACUAAUAAUUCAUUACUAAUCAUUAAAACAUUAUUUAACCGUACAUUUGUGAAGACAUUUAUGAAAAUAAUAAAAUUUCAACUUGUUUGUGUGUAAAAUAAUUUUGUCAGGGCUAUUUGUGAAUCGGAGACAUUGCGAUCCUAUCUCUUCCUCCUGAAGAAUAUCUUUGGGCAGAACAACGCUGGAGUGACUCACACGGAGAGAAAUGUUCUGUAAAAAUUACAGAACUCGCAGUUCGCUCACCAAUUAUGGAAUCGACUCAG